This is a messenger RNA of Teleopsis dalmanni, 1234 nucleotides long. Its product is annotated as very-long-chain enoyl-CoA reductase-like. Gene Ontology annotation, biological process: very long-chain fatty acid biosynthetic process. Bases 125 to 1030 code for a protein of 301 amino acids. Gene Ontology annotation, molecular function: oxidoreductase activity, acting on the CH-CH group of donors. Lineage: Eukaryota; Metazoa; Arthropoda; Insecta; Diptera; Diopsidae. The record is from RefSeq and is a predicted model, not a curated record. The transcript is spliced from 5 exons.
UUGCUUUUAUUCGUCAGUUUCACAAAUCAAUCAAACAGAGUAGUGCUUGCGUUGAAGGGCGCUGUAGUCUAAAGAGGUUAUAAGCUAAGAGUAGUCCAGUUUUUAUACAAUUUCCAAACAGAAAAUGGAGAUUGAAGUUGUUAGUGCAAAAAAUUCCAAAGUAUUUGGUAAAUGUCAUGUACCGGCCACCAUAUCAAUAGGUGACUUGCCUGCUCAAAUACAUAAGCAACUGAAGUCAACCCCAGCACCAAAUCGUCAAUCACUACGUUUGGAUCCACGCGGCAAAGCGUUAAAAGACAGCGAUACCCUUCAAUCGCUGAAUUUACGCAAUGGCGUACGCAUUUAUGUCAAAGAUUUAGGUCCACAAAUUGCUUGGACGACAGUAUUUCUGUCAGAAUAUGCAGGGCCACUACUGGUUUAUUUACUUUUCUACGCUCGUCCCUCGAUUAUCUAUGGAGCAGAUGCUGAUAAGCCAAUAUCGUUGACAGCGCACAUUGCGGCCGCUUGCUAUACGGUGCAUUAUGUAAAGCGAUUGCUGGAAACAAUUUUCGUUCACCGCUUCUCACACGCUACUAUGCCAAUACGUAAUCUCUUCAAGAAUUGCAGUUACUAUUGGGGCUUUACAGCAUAUGUGUCCUACCACGUCAAUCAUCCACUAUUCACAUCACCAUGCCAAGUGCAAGUAUUGGUUGGUUUAGCGGCCUUUGCGCUCUGUGAAAUAGGCAAUUUCUCUAUCCACAUUGCCCUGCGUAAUUUGCGACCACCUGGCACAAAAGUGCGCAAAAUUCCAAUGCCUGACAGCAACCCAUUCACACAACUUUUCAAUCUUGUUUCCUGUCCCAAUUACACAUAUGAAAUCGGUGCCUGGGUGAGCUUCUCUAUAAUGACCAACUGUUUAGCCGCUGUACUUUUUGCUAUUGCUGGCGGUUAUCAAAUGAUGGUUUGGGCUUUAGGUAAACACCGCAACUAUAAGAAGGAGUUUACACAGUACCCUAAAUCGAGGAAGGCUAUAUUCCCAUUUAUUCUUUAAAUUAAUUUACAUCAUUUCUUAGCCAAGCCAAAACAUUUCCAUAUUUUCUUUUGCAUAAUGAACAAUUUUAAAUUAAAUAAUUUUAAGGUUUUAGGAUUUUCUUAUUAGUGGUGUAACUGUGACUUGACACUUUUUAAUAUUGUUGUUUAAAUAAAUAGCAAAAAAUCAAUAAAAUGUUUUGUACAUUUUUUUUGGUUUGUUUGU